AAAUCAAAAAGCAAGGAGGAGAUUAAGGAAGUCGUUGUCAGAUUCCAGGAGGGCAUUGCCACCCCCAAGUCCUGAACCCCAUCAGCCUGCAUUCAUCAGAGUUUUACAGAUCUUAGAAACAUCCUCCGGAAAUUCAACCAAAUUGUAUAAAUAGUCUUUCUUCAGCCUCCACAGAAUUGAGGAUUUUAAAGCUAAUUCAAGGGUUUUACAAGCCCAACAAAUACAGUUGUAAAAAUGCCAUUGGAAAGAUAUCACGUUUUACAAAAUGAGAUUGAUCCAUGUGCUGUAAAAGUCAACUAUCUCCAAGGCACACCUAUCAAGCAAGGGCAGCCAGGGACACGCUUUUCACCUCCUGUCUGGGAAAGGCCAGGCCUGUGACAACGGCAAAAGCAAUGCAGACGAUUCCUGGAGCCCGUGAGGCAACUGUUCCCCGCACUGGGGCAACUGCAACCGGCAGGCCCCCAGCAGUCCCAGGAAAGGCAGGGGAGAGGGUACACCCCAGGAAAGUGCGGGCUGUCGGGCACCCCAGAAACCAAGCACAUCAAUUAUCCCACAGCCUUUGGGACAUCCCAGCUGCCCUCUAUGCCUGGCUCGGCAGGGACCUUGGGAUGCCGUGCCUCCAGAAAGAGGACAGAUAUUCCACAUCUGGAUCUGUCUCAGCUCUGAGCACUUCGGGUGUUGAGAGGACGAGUCCCAAGGGCUGGGUGAGGGGAGCAGGUUCCCCCGUUUUGCUUCGAAGCUCAGUCUCCAGGCCACUCCCCUGUAGGUCCCUUUCUUGUUGAAACCAGUGGUUUCUGGCCUCUGGAUUCCUGGGUUCAAAGGUGGUACGGGGACGCACAGCUUGUGGGGUGCUUUGAGGCCAGGCGGUCGCUGGCCAUUGGAGGGGAGCCCGUCUGGGCUCAACCGAGACGUGUUGUAUGUGGGCGGAUGGGGUUGCCAGGGGAAGACGUUUAGCCGCGUCCUGGUCAGCUCGAGGUGAGCCUUCGGCUCCCGGCGGUAGCGAGGCCCAGGCCCUUGGUGGGAGUGGGAAGGAAAGAGGGAAGGGAUGCACGGAUUCCUAAGACGCAGGAGUGAGGAGCUGGGCGUGAAGGCCUGGUUUCUCAGGCCCCCUUCUUCAGUCCCGGAACCCGCACCCACGGGCGGGGGCGUGCAGAGGGAGGGGCACGCUCAGGGCCCUGCGGGGCGGGCAAGCCGGCCAGGAGCUAAGCCGUCGUGGUCACCGCCCCUCCCGGCGCGGGGCUGUCAGGUUUCCUGUUUGGAAAGAAAAACCAGCAAAAUCCGAAAAGGCAAGAAGGGGAGGAGGAGGGAGCGGGCCUGGCGGGGCCUUUGCGGCGGCCCGGACUCUAGUGCCCCUACCCCGGCCUGAUUCGCACGCCCCUGCCCGGGCCGUGCCCGCCGCUGGCGUUCGGAAAGAGAGCCGGGCCGGCUGGCUGUGCGCGCCCAUUAAUCUGCCGGGCGGGCGGCGGGCGGGCGGGCUGGGGGCUGUUUGUAACUUUGCUGCCUCGGUCGCCGCGGUCCCCGGGGAGCGGGCUCCAGCGCUCGCUCCCAUUGGCCGCCGCCGCGUCAGCUGGUGCGAUUUGCUGCUGUCGCUUUUGGCGUUCGGCCAUCCAGAAACAAACCAGUUCGAUGACUACUAAUAGUUAUAGCCAGAUGUACUAAUACACAACAAAUCACAGUCCUGCAGAGGGGCGCGCAAAUGAGUUCCUAUUUUGUGAAUCCCACUUUCCCCGGGAGCCUGCCCAGCGGCCAGGACUCCUUCUUGGGCCAGCUGCCCCUCUACCCGGCUGGCUAUGACGCGCUGAGGCCCUUCCCGGCCUCGUACGGGGCGUCGAGCCUCCCGGACAAGACGUACACCUCACCUUGUUUCUACCAACAGUCCAACUCGGUCCUGGCCUGCAACCGGGCGUCCUACGAGUACGGGGCCUCGUGUUUCUAUUCUGAUAAGGACCUCAGUGGCGCCUCGCCCUCAGGCAGUGGCAAGCAGAGGGGCCCCGGGGACUACCUGCACUUUUCUCCCGAGCAGCAGUACAAACCCGACAGCAGCAGCGUGCCGGGCAAAGCCCUCCAUGACGAAGGCACCGACCGGAAGUACACGAGCCCUGUUUACCCCUGGAUGCAGCGGAUGAACUCCUGCGCGGGUGCCGUGUAUGGAAGUCACGGGCGCCGAGGCCGCCAGACCUACACGCGCUACCAGACGCUGGAGCUGGAGAAGGAGUUCCACUUCAACCGCUACCUGACGCGGCGCCGCCGCAUUGAGAUCGCCAACGCGCUCUGCCUCACCGAGCGCCAGAUCAAGAUCUGGUUCCAGAACCGCCGCAUGAAGUGGAAAAAGGAAAAUAAACUCAUCAAUUCCACACAGCCCAGCGGGGAGGACGCUGAGGCAAAGGCGGGCGAGUAG
Molecule: messenger RNA, 2398 nt
Organism: Neofelis nebulosa (Clouded leopard)
Lineage: Eukaryota; Metazoa; Chordata; Mammalia; Carnivora; Felidae
Gene: HOXA6
Product: homeobox A6
Exons: 2
Coding region: 1697-2398 (233 amino acids)
Biological process (GO): regulation of transcription by RNA polymerase II; anterior/posterior pattern specification
Cellular component (GO): nucleus
Molecular function (GO): DNA-binding transcription factor activity, RNA polymerase II-specific; RNA polymerase II cis-regulatory region sequence-specific DNA binding
Source: RefSeq, a predicted model, not a curated record